Molecule: messenger RNA, 1912 nt
Organism: Botrytis cinerea B05.10
Lineage: Eukaryota; Fungi; Ascomycota; Leotiomycetes; Helotiales; Sclerotiniaceae
Gene: Bcbsd2
Product: Bcbsd2
Exons: 3
Coding region: 378-1388 (336 amino acids)
Biological process (GO): vacuolar transport; metal ion transport; positive regulation of protein ubiquitination
Cellular component (GO): Golgi apparatus; endoplasmic reticulum; perinuclear region of cytoplasm
Source: RefSeq, a predicted model, not a curated record
GAAAUAUAUCUCUUAUUAUUACUAAUCACGGUUGCUGCUGCGCCUUUUCCCUCCAAAAUACACCACCGAUUUCUAGCGAAUGAAUGUGGCGCUACAGAUUUAUUAUGGUUAUUACGAGCACCCUCAUAAAAUCAGAGUACCACCUAACAAUCUUGUAACCCAUCUCAUAUCUCAAACAAAGCCGAGAGGACCAUCCUUCUCCACGACCUUCUACUUCUUCCUUUAAUAAUAAACCUCCUGACUCUUCACACAAUCACCUUUUUUCUUUUCUUCCUUUCCCCUACUUCACCCUUUACAUUCAUUCGCCCACAACUCGAGUUUGGUUCCUGGGCCAUUUUCCUUUUCUGUCUUAUUCGAAUCCCCAAAUCAAUUUUAAGAUGAGUUCGCAACGAUAUGAGAGGGUGUCUGCGAACGAUGAAGAUACCCCUCCGACACCUACAUCCCCUCCGCCGUCCUUCCGAUCGCGAGGUUCCUCUCCUUCACGACAUCACGUAGCGCCUGUCGACCAGAAUCUAGCGGAUACUUUUGGUGACGACGGAUCUGACGAUGAGGAUAACGAUGGAGAUGAUAGACAACGAUUAAUGCGUGGAAAUCCUUCUUCGUCAACGGAGAGAUUGCAUGAAGCGACGAGCGAUGAUCGACCAACUGCUCAGAGAACAGUAACGGCCGUGCCGACAUUUGUACCGCCAACGGGUGGAAGGGUUUAUGGCGGCGGUUCGGGAUCGGAUGGUGUUUUUGCGAAUCUGAGUGCUAAGCCUGAGAGAGGCGAGAAACAAGAAGAACAUCCCCCUACAUACGAACAAGCCGCCGCAGAUGCCGCACCACCAUACUGGGAAACCACCAUUCUCGCUCCCGGGCUUGGCGGACUAGAUGAAGUAUAUGUCGAAGGCCUUCCAGUUGGCUCCUUAUUCUCUUUCAUCUGGAACGCUAUGAUAUCCAUGUCUUUUCAACUCGUUGGUUUCCUCCUCACAUAUCUAUUACACACCACUCACGCCGCCAAAAAUGGAUCUCGUGCCGGUCUCGGAAUUACGCUUAUCCAAUACGGUUUCUACAUGAAAGGCACGAAUAAUGUCGUUACGCCACCUUCAGGGGCAAGUGAUGCAUCAUAUGCUCAACCGCCCGAUCCAAAUUCUCAUGAUUUCGACCCCGACAAGGUUAACGCCGCUGCUACUGCAGGAAUGGAUUCGGGAAGUGGAGGGAUCGGUGAUAUCGCUAGUAGUGAAUGGUUUGCGUACGCAUUGAUGAUUGUUGGAUGGUUCAUCUUGAUUAGAGCGUUUAGCGAUUUCAUUAGAGCGAGGAGACAUGAACAAUUGGUGUUACAAAGCCCAGAUCGUGGAUUACCAGUUCCUAUUAUUGCGACUGGAGAGGAGAGUGAAACUAUUGUUUAGGGACGGAUAAAUGGAUAUGGUUGGGUGGGGAUAUGGACAACUGGAAUGAUAGGGAAGAUAUUCUUCACACGUAAAGUAAAGCAUAGAAGCUUACCCGGAGUUUACAUGGACAGGCUAGGCUAGGAUGGAUUCAAGAGAUUAUGGAUGGGAGAUAGGGAAGGGAUUACUUUAAACAAGAAUUCCUGAUAGGGUUGCUAUAACUUUUUUUUUAAAAACUUUUUAAAUAUCAUCUGGUUGGACAAGCGGGCGUUAGAUAAUCUCAUUCUCCCUUUUUCCUUCUUGUAUUCUGGUAUGGGGGGGGUUUUUUUUUGCUACUGCUUAUAUCGAUACAUUAGUGUCGGCUAGCUAAGUAAGGAGUGUGAAGACUGAGUAGAUGAUGUAUCAAGUUGAGAUAUAUAAUGAAUAUAUGGGAUUUUUACACACUUACAAUUGCUCGAGUAUAAUUACACAUAUAAUUAUAGUUUGAUAUUAUCAGAUUCACAUCCACACCCACAUCCACAUCAAGAUUCACAUUAAUAAGAUCA